GUCUUUCGUCGACGAGGCUGCCAAAAUCGAUAUCUCGGUUUUAGUGGCUGCGUGUCCGAAAAACGUAAAAGAUGUUACGAAACGUAUACUAUGAAAAUGCCUUAGACAUGGGUUAGCUAAAAAUUAUCGCGAAUUUUUAAGCAUUUUUUUUUUCGGUCGCGAUUUCUUCAGUUUGAGUUAUUUUCGUUCUUCUUUUUCUUUUGCGGGUUAUUUGUAUACGUAUGAUUUCCAAAUCGAAACAUGGAUUUAACUCAGGAUAUCAAUAUGGAGUCGAUUUAUAACCUAGAUCUGGAUCUACGUUCGAUAGAUCCGUAUAAUUUCACGUUAUGUGUGGCGGUGGAUAUUUGCAUGCAGUGCCUUUUCUUCGUCGUCGCAGUCGUAUUGCAAUUUGAUCAAAUAUCUGACUUUGCUGGAGGUUUGAAUUUCAUCGUGAUUGCAUUAUUGACGUAUUUCCUAACACCGACCAGAGAUAGCAGACAGGCUAUGGUGACUUUGUACGUUUGCAUUUGGGGUGCUCGACUGAGUGCGUAUUUAUUCUAUAGGAUUAUGAAGAUUGGGCGUGACGCGAGGUUCGACGAUGUACGCAGUAAUGUGAUCAGAUUCGCCAUUUUUUGGACGUUUCAGGCAAUUUGGGUUAUAGUCGUCAGUCUUCCUGUAAUCGUUGUAAACGCAUCUCAUAACUCGUUUCCAAACGCUCCAAAAACAUGGACAACGAUGGACUCGCUCGGUACGGGUGUAUUUUUCACCGGUCUCAUCAUCGAGACGUACGCCGAUCUGCAAAAGUACGCUUUCCGCAGCGAACCCGAAAACAAAGGGAAAUGGUGCGACGAUGGUCUAUGGAGUUCCUCGAGGCAUCCCAAUUAUUUCGGUGAAAUUCUCCUAUGGUGGGGUAUUUUCAUCAUUGCUCUGAAUGUGAUCAAGGGGUACGAGAUGAUCGCUGUGCUGUCUCCUAUAUUCACCUCGUUCAUAAUUAUGUUCCUGUCCGGUAUACCUCAUUUGGAGAGGUCGACAGAUUACAAAUAUAAAAAUAAUCCAAAAUAUCGCCUGUAUAAGACAUCGACUUCACCACUCAUCCCACUACCAUCUGGCAUCUACAGUGAAGUACCAAAGGUGUUAAAAUUCAUCUUAUGCUGCGAAUUCCCAUUAUACGACUGGACAGACGAAGAUGAAACCGAACCACCUUGCGGAUUAACAGGAAUCACCUAGGAGUUAGAGAGAGUUGAACUAGGCGUCAGGAAACCCUACAAAAGCGCCCUGGUUCAACUCUCUGCAGCCAAUUCUCCACUAAUAUCUUCAACACAAGUUUGAUUUUUGCUUCGAGCACUUCUAAAGUGCUCUGAGAUGAAUUGAAAUGGGGGAAUAACCCAAUAAAAUAUGUGAGAUUUGUAUCAUAAAUUAUAACGAAAAGACCAUCUAAAUAAUAAGCAUAAUAACUCUAUAAUACAAUAUACCUACAGUGUGACCCUAGAGUUAAAAUAGCGGAUCACUAAUUUAUACCUACCAAUUGUUAUUAUGAAAUUGUGAUAGUGCAGUAUUAUGCUUUAAGAAAAAUUUGUUUGUAUAUCGUUUAUUAUUCUUAUAUAAAUACCUAUGUAUACAAGUGCACCUUUCUAAAUUUAUAAGUAUUAUGAAAAAAAUCAAAAAAAAAAAAAAAGCAAUGUAGAAUAUUCCACUUUGAAGAGUGUCGCAGUCUUGUCUCAAUAUUUUUGGGACAAUGUGGCAGAAGAGGUGCCAAUUAAAACGCGCCAAUAUGUGAUUUUCUAAAUGUCUCCGGUACUCUAAUGAUGGGGAGUAGUAAAUAAACCAUGGUUACCAGUAUUUUUAUACUACUUAUUUGUUUUAUGUAAUUAAAAAUUGAGGAGUUUUAAAGGCUUUCUUUACAUAUAUAGCGAUGAGUUAAUCCAUAUAUAUGUAUACGACCUUUUUGUGUAUGUGUAUAUUACCUAUAUGUACUUUUUACAAAAUACUCCACACACGCUCAGCUCUUAUACUUAGGUAAUAAUAAUGUAUAAUUCGUGUAUUAACGCUUUCAAAUGAAUAUUUUUUUUCCUCCUUCUUUGAAAGGUAUGAAUAAAGCGUUAUUUAAAUGCAUUUUUUAAUACGAGAGUAUAAUUAAUUUAGUAGUUCCUUAUUAUGUAUUUGUUUAUGUUUGUAAUAAGAUUAAGUAUCUACCUACAUU
Messenger RNA from Planococcus citri (citrus mealybug), 2179 nucleotides. RefSeq lists its product as uncharacterized. Gene Ontology annotation, molecular function: oxidoreductase activity, acting on the CH-CH group of donors. NCBI's taxonomy places the organism in Eukaryota, Metazoa, Arthropoda, Insecta, Hemiptera, Pseudococcidae. Gene Ontology annotation, biological process: lipid metabolic process. Bases 241 to 1206 code for a protein of 321 amino acids. Gene Ontology annotation, cellular component: membrane. The transcript has 6 exons. The record is from RefSeq and is a predicted model, not a curated record.